AUGACUCGACAUAAUCUUCAAAGUCAUAUUUCUUGGUUGAUUCAAAACAAAGUCACUAUCCCCGCUGGAGUCCAAAUUGCUACAUUUGCAGAUACGAUUGAACCAGGAUUCGCGAAUUUAGAGGGUUUCGAAGGGGAAGGUAUCGCACACGAAGUAAGAAACACACCAAUUGCUCCGAUUCGAAAUCGCCGAGUCGAGGAAAUCUCCAAUGUUGUGGCGAAUUCACACCCACCACGUCCUCGUAUACUUACUUCGAUAACACAAUCUACACCAGUGCCUGGGGAUGAAUUGGCAGAUCCGGAAAUGGGAAAACUCACAUCUGCGCGAAAGACGACUAGGCCAAGUCUCAUAAGUCAAAAUCAACAACUUGGAACCCCUUCCUCCACGGCCAGCUCCUCCCUUACAAGAAGCUAUAAGCUACAAUGUAAUGAAAAUGGUACUCCUUCCAGACCCAUAUCUACAAGAGAACCGAGAGGUCUAACACCUCGCCCAGCUCCGUUGCCGAGAAACAGAGUCAAUUUUGCCAAUGUGGAAUCAAUAGAUCUGACCGGGGACGAUCUGAUUGGAGCUCCUAUCGUAAAUUCAUCUAGCACAGUGGAAGCCUUUGAAGAUGCUUCUGUUACUUUGUGGGAUGAGAGGUCAGCAUCCAGACCGGAACCUUUGAAGCGGGCGAAGAAACGGAAGAGUGAGGAAUUAUCUAUGUUACAGUCUCCCCGAAAAUCUAAAAAAGUACCAGUACACGCAACAGAACUGCAAGACGAGCAACACGAUUUCUUUAUGGACAUCGACGAACUAGAAAUGCCAGGGCCAUCAUUUCGAGAUACCCUUCCCGACUCUCAACGAACAAUUGUCCCACGCAAAACAGUAGAAGAAUACCCUGAUCUGGGUUUAUUGGAAGAGGUUGAUAUGGUCGGAGACAUUAUUUCUCGAGGCGAACGUGCGAAAUCUAAGAUUCGAAGCCGGCAAAAUUCGGAGGACAUUGUUAUGGACAGAAGACCAACACGAGGACCGACCCCUGUUCCCACGAUCAGUUCUCAGAAACGUGUUACACCUCUUUAUGUGCGACAUGUUUCGCCAGUUCAAGUACAAGCGUCUCCUGCUAUUAGAGGUCGUGAACAGCGAGCAACGAGAACCCCGUCACCCCUGAAAUUUCGUAGGCUUAAGAACGAAAUUUUUGACUCUGAAGACGACGACAUUCCGUCAGAGGUCGAGGCAAGAGUAAGCUGCUCGCCUUGCCCACCAUCGAUAAAAAUAUCGGAAGGAAUCCAUAGUACGCCAGACAAUCAUGCAGCACCCAAAAUUCAAAUGCACGAGAACAGUGAAGUAACUCCCGCCAAGAAGAGAUUUACUAGCCCACUACAUCCGAUAUCACAAAAUGCAUCAUUCUGCCAGGAGAACGAGCCAUCUCCUUUCCAACGGGAUUCUCCUACAAAGUAUAUGGCUUCACAGACUUUACCUCAACGAGAUUCGAGUCAGGCCUCAGCAAUGUCUUUGGGCUUCGAAGAAAAAAGAAUUGUGAGCUUGUAUCUGAAGAAUCCAUCGGCACUUACGCUUUUUCAGGAACACCUCGACAAUCUUCUCAAUCAAAAUUUUGAGGCACUUCAAGUCUAUCUUGAGGAUGGUGAGCAUCCUCCGGCGGAAAUAGUAGCCGAGCGAAAAUCUAUGCUGGACCAGAAAAAGGCCUUCGAAGCUCUGGCGGAAAAUUUGCAAGGACUGCAGGAUCUCGCUUCAAAAACAACUGCUGCCUUACACAGUUUAUAUAUCCAAGGCGAAGAUAAUGGAGAGUCUGAGGUGCUGACCAGUGAACUUUUGGAGAAGAAGAAAGAAUGUUGGCGUUUACUAGAUGCUUCUGGCGCAAUGAACUACGGUUUCGGGGCUAUCCAGUCUACAAGGACUCCGCUUUCUACCCAUACUUCGAGUGCGGGUGCAGGUGGACAAGUCGUUCUACAGACCCAGAUUCCAUCUCUUUCGCAUCAAUCAUCAGGCGCAACGAGAUGCUCUACGCAAGAGCGCACACCAUCUAAAUAUCAGAAUCCUGGCAGGUCGAGGGAACAAGUGUCUCGUUAUGCUCCACCAUCUUCUAUGAGAAAUAUGUCGCCUGUCAGAUCAAUGAUUUCUGCCAUUAACUACUCAAGGCCUGAUAAUUCCGUCAAAAGGCCGGAUUUUUAUAGAGAACCUUCGCCGACAGACUACGGUGCUGACGAUGACUUUCUCAUGCUGCUUGAAGACGAGGAGGAUUUUACGAAGGGGACUAAAGUAGAUAACGAGCAAUUUGAGGAGAAUUUGGCGGAGGCAGAGGAAGAGUAUGGGGAUUUCGAUGAUGAUGACGAUGAAGCUAUUCUUAAUUUGACACAUCAAGUUGAGCAAAGUAACUCUUUCAAGCCAUCUUCAAUGAAAUCAUCCCUCAACGCAUCAUUUCAAGACGCAUCACGAGACCCAUCGAGAAGUUCAAAGCGUGGUAGCCUGAAGUCAGACAGACCGAAAGAUAUGUAUUCAGUUGUGGACUCUUCACGGACAGAUAUGUAUAGUUAUGCGUGGUCUAAUGAUGUCAAAAAGGCACUAAAGGAUCGUUUUCGCUUAAAAGGCUUUCGACAUAACCAGCUGGAAGCAAUCAAUGCUACCCUAGCUGGGCGUGAUGCAUUCAUAUUGAUGCCAACUGGUGGCGGAAAAUCUCUAUGUUAUCAAUUGCCUGCAAUUGUACAAUCGGGCAAAACGAAGGGCGUUACAAUUGUGGUUUCUCCUCUUUUGGCACUUAUGCAUGAUCAGGUAGAUCACCUCCACAAACUUCGCAUUCAGGCAUAUCUGUUCAAUAGUGAAUCAACUCCAGAGACAAGACAACAAUUGUUCAAUGGCUUAAAUGAAAGGAAGCCAGAACAAUUUGUCGAGUUGCUAUACGUCACCCCAGAGAUGAUUAGCAAAAGCAAUGCUAUCCAGUCAAGAUUGGAUGAUCUCUAUGCCAAGAAACGACUUGCUCGCAUUGUUAUAGACGAGGCUCAUUGUGUGAGCCAAUGGGGUCACGACUUCCGACCAGACUAUAAAAAUCUUCACGAGCUUCGCGAGAGAUAUCCCGGUGUGCCAUUUAUUGCAUUGACUGCCACUGCAACAGAAAGAGUAAAGAAGGAUGUGAUUCACAACCUUGGGAUGCAAAAUUGUGAGCAAUUAAAACAAAGUUUCAAUCGACCUAAUAUUUACUACGAGGUUCGACGUAAAACAGGCAAAGGGUCGACGGCGGCAAUGUUUAGCGAGAUAACCAAAAUGCUUUCUGUCGACUACAAAAACCAGAGCGGAAUUAUAUACUGCCUCUCUCGUGACAAUUGCGAAGAGGUGGCUAAAAAGUUACGGGAGCAAGGGAUCAAAGCACAUCAUUUCCAUGCUCAUAUGACGCCCGAAGAAAAGAAAGAUACCCAACACAAGUGGCAAAUAGGAAGUAUCCAAGUCGUGGUUGCAACGAUUGCCUUUGGUAUGGGCAUUGACAAACAAAAUGUGAGGUUUGUCAUCCACUAUUGCCUUCCCAAAACUUUGGAAGGCUAUUACCAGGAAACUGGUCGAGCUGGCCGAGAUGGCAAACCGGCUGCGUGUUUCCUCUACUACGGGUUUCAAGAUAGUCAAAUCUAUAAAAAGAUGAUUGAGAAAGGAGAAGGUGGGCCAGAUGUCAAAAACGAGCAGCGUCAAAUGUUGGAAGCUAUGGUACGAUUUUGUGACAAUCGCAUUGAUUGUCGCCGAGUACAGCUACUGCGGUACUUUGGUGAGACUUUCAAGAGGGAAGAUUGUGGUAAUUGUGAUACAUGCAAUUCCAAUGACACUUACGAAGAACGCGAUUUUAGUAGCGAGGCCCGGAAAGUAAUCAGUCUGGUUGGUAAAGUUCAGGGCAAUUUUGCCAUUGGCCAUUUUUCAGCUGUGUUGGAAGGCAAGGCAUUAGCAAAGAUUAAAUCCGAAAACCAUCACGAACUUGAUGAGUUUGGCUCACUAAAAGACAUGGGGAAGACGGAGAUUGAACGACUCAUUGAGAAACUCAUCCAGUUUGGAGGUCUGCAGUUCCGUGCCAUUAAGAACAGGGGUGGAUUUCAUAAUGACUUUGUUUUUCUUGGUCCAAAACAUAGGCAAUACAUGUCUAAAAACUUAAGACUUCCCUUGCAAACUAGAAUAUCGACGUCGCCAGCCGCAGCUUCACGUAAAAGCACAAAAAGCAAAGCCAAAAAGCAAGCACCGCCACCGUCUACAUUACUUACCUCGCCAAUAACUCAAAGUCAAAGCCGCUAUAGUAGAAAGGGUAAAGAACGGCACGUUGAAGAUGAGGAUAUAAGUGAUGCCGAUUUUCAUCCAAGCACCUACCCACAGCACGACCCUCCUGCUUCCGACAGUGUUGAAAGCUCAGAGGAGGAGGAUUACUUCGAGCCGACGAGGGGAAGCAGUAGAACAAUGCGCGGCGUUAGACAAACUAGUCGCAUUGGGCCACCAAUCACGGUCGAUGAGGAAAUGAAGAUGCUAGAUCCAAUACAUAAAGAAGUCGUGAUUGCUUUCGUUCGGGAUGCCAAGAUGCUGGAAGAAGCUCUUAGGAACAAGAACAAUCACAGAAAGCCCUAUUUCACAGAGUUUGAGUUCAGACGGAUGGCAAUUCGCUGGACGACAAAUACUACUCUGAUGUCACAAAUACCUGGAAUCGACGAAAAUAAUGUAGCUUCGUAUGGCAAGCGAUUUUUGAAGUUAUUAGAGGAGAAAAGAUUGCAUUAUAACGAGAUGAUGGAUCCACAUUUCAAGACAGAUAAGAACCAUCUAAUAGUAAACUUGGUGAGCGAAGACGAGGAGAGUGGAAUGGAAGAUGAAUACGGAGCCCAUCCAGAAGGGCCGUCCCCGUACUUUCAAGUCGAUCCAGCAGUGCAAGCAUUCAAUGAGCGAAUGGAGAUGGCAGCCCAAGUUCCAAGGACUCAACCAACACAAGCUGAAUCAUCUAAAAAAUCAUAUCAAAAAGGCUCUAAUGAUUACAAGUCAAAACCUCGAUUUAACAGCAGGCGAAAAAGUGGUGGUUCGACGUCAAGUAGGGCAGGGUCAAGCAGUGGUGUUACAAAGAAGCGAGCACCUGCGAGCAACAGAAAACCCAACACUGCGCCGAAGGGAUCAAUAAUGGCUCAGUAUGGUAGAAGUAGUGGUGGUGGCGGUGGUAGUGGAAUAAAUCCCAUGCCAACUUGA
This is a messenger RNA of Botrytis porri, 5187 nucleotides long. RefSeq lists its product as uncharacterized. Gene Ontology annotation, cellular component: RecQ family helicase-topoisomerase III complex; cytoplasm; nucleus. The transcript has 3 exons. The record is from RefSeq and is a predicted model, not a curated record. The coding region runs from base 1 to 5187 and encodes 1728 amino acids. Gene Ontology annotation, molecular function: nucleic acid binding; ATP binding; four-way junction helicase activity. Gene Ontology annotation, biological process: DNA replication; double-strand break repair via homologous recombination. Lineage: Eukaryota; Fungi; Ascomycota; Leotiomycetes; Helotiales; Sclerotiniaceae.